Molecule: messenger RNA, 1115 nt
Organism: Theobroma cacao (cacao)
Lineage: Eukaryota; Viridiplantae; Streptophyta; Magnoliopsida; Malvales; Malvaceae
Product: Cyclophilin-like peptidyl-prolyl cis-trans isomerase family protein
Biological process (GO): protein peptidyl-prolyl isomerization
Cellular component (GO): chloroplast
Molecular function (GO): peptidyl-prolyl cis-trans isomerase activity
Source: RefSeq, a predicted model, not a curated record
ACUACCAACCACUCCUAUCAGCUUCCCUCUCUCUCCCUCCCAUCUCCCUCUAGCCAUGUCUUCUCCACCCUCAUGGCCUCCCCUCUAUCUCCAAUCCCUUUUCCGCCCUUUCUCUCCUCUUCCUCCACCACCCUCACUCGCCGCUCCCUCCUCCUCUCCUCCUCCUUCUCCACCGCCCUCAACACCCCAUCCUUAUCUUCAUCCUCAUUAUCACCCCCACUAGACACCACAAUCACUGACCGCGUCUUCCUUGACUUCUCCCUCUGCCCCACCUACUUCCGCUCUACUGUUACCAACACAUCCACGACCGCCGCCGCCGCAGAUACCCCUCUCUGUACGGACCCUACUCCUUUAGGCCGCAUAGUCCUCGGCCUCUAUGGCAACCUCCUCCCUCUCACAGUCUCCACUUUCAAGCUCAUGUGCACAUCUUCCUCCUACAAAAACACUCUCGUCCACAAAGUAUUUCCAGGACAGUUCUUUCAAGCUGGACGCCAAGGCCGAAGCCGAGAGUACGGCGAGGUCCAUCUCCUUCCUGCCUUGGACUUGCCUCUGAACACCGAGACUGUUGACUCUAAGGCCUUCUUGCUUAGACAUUCAAGGGCUGGCGUCGUUUCGCUUUGUUUAUCAGAGAACGAUGAUGAUGAUGAGGUUAAGCUUGGUUCUGAUUAUAGGAAUGUUGAGUUCUUGAUCACUACAGGGCCUGGUCCCUGCCCUCAGCUGGAUAAUAACAACAUUGUUUUUGGGACAGUGCUUGAAGGUUUGGAUGUUGUGACAGCAAUCGCUUCCAUCCCAACCUACAAACCUUCUGAAAGAAUUCGCCUACUAAAUGACUUGGCUGAAUUUUUUGGAGAUGAAAGAGCACAGAAAGGUCGCACGUUAUGGAACAGGCCCCUUAAAACUGUUUACAUCAGUGACUGUGGAGAGGUCCAAGUUACAAAGCCUUCUAUGUCACCUACUCUGCCGUAAGAAACAAGUAAUAUAUUCAUUCUUUAGCCUCCCCUUUUGCAUGUUCAAACUCUCGUCGUGUAACUUGUCCGAUCUUGCCGGAAAAUUUCGUACCAAUAUCUAUGCAUGAAAGAAAGAGAGAAAAGUAUUGCCCUUCAAACUUCAAACUC